ACAACUAAAUAUUCCAGUAAGUCAAAUAGUCUGGAAUAAACACUUCAACUAUUUGUGACAAUAAUCUCAAACCAAAAUCUAUGAGCAUAGUUUCUAUAGUAUUUGAGAGUAGCAGCAUGUGUACUGCAUUGAAAUAUUUGCCGAGAAUCAUUCAUUAGAGAAAAAUACAAAUAUAAAAUAGUAUCAAUUAUUGUUUUCGUCUUUUUUUCUAGAGCUGUGGUCUGGAUGUUUCAAAUGAUGAUCAUAGUAGUGAUCAUACAUUAUCAUUAAAUAUAGAUGAAUGUAGUGUACAUGGCAUACACAGACGGCGUGGUUUUGGUGGUGGUGCUGCUCGUCGUCCCGUAUUACCACACGAUCAUAAUCUAUCAGAUGAGGAUGAACGAGAUGAACAACGAUCGUUAUGUGGUGGAGCUUUAUCACAAAUAGAAGGUAAAACAGAUCCAGAUGCACAAUCAGAAGUUGAUAGACGAGAAUUAAUGGAAUCAAAUACACUCGAAAAUUUGGAUGAUUACAAUGACAUUCGAGAAUGGGGAGAAAACAGAAUGUCAUACCGCAAAAAAUUCAUUAUCAUGGCUGGUUUUAUACUGUUGUGCAUAUGCUGUCUGAUCGAUUUGAAGAUGUUCUUUUCUAAAAAAGUAAAAAUAAUAUAA
Molecule: messenger RNA, 650 nt
Organism: Didymodactylos carnosus
Lineage: Eukaryota; Metazoa; Rotifera; Eurotatoria; Philodinida; Philodinidae
Source: the annotation of a GenBank genome assembly